Messenger RNA from Xyrauchen texanus (razorback sucker), 2540 nucleotides. RefSeq names its product fibulin-5-like. The record is from RefSeq and is a predicted model, not a curated record. The coding region runs from base 412 to 1827 and encodes 471 amino acids. Lineage: Eukaryota; Metazoa; Chordata; Actinopteri; Cypriniformes; Catostomidae. The transcript is spliced from 13 exons. Gene Ontology annotation, molecular function: calcium ion binding.
CAACAGUCGUUGAGUUGAAUAAACUCUUUCUUGCUUUCCAAGUAACCUAAAGGAUUCAUUUCAUAGUGAAGAUAGUUGGCAGGAUCUGAUGCCCACAAGUGUAUGGCUACAUGUGAUGACUGGAGAGCUCCCUGCACGCGCUUUCGUUCCAAAGGGGGCUGUCUGUGUUUGAUGGGAUCCAGCUGUUGGCCAAGUGCUCCGGGGGCCCGUUUAUUUGCAUUGCUAAACAAUCCGAGUGGGCCGAGGCGGCCGCAGCGCGUGACCAAAGCCAAGUGACAUUCGACAUUCAAGUGAGACCGCGCGCACUUCGUUUUGCGCACUGGGUCCAACGAGGAACAACUUUCAUAUUGCGAGUUUACGGGUCGGUGGUGUGGCGUUCUUUCUAAGGGAACCAUAAGAAUCCAAAUAAAUAUGUUAUUUGAACUAAAUGGCUUGAGCUUGUCGUACAACAAAAGAAUGUUGACAGUAUUUGUAUGUGUCAUAUACUGCAUUCACUCCGUGAAGAGUCAGACAUGCACAGAUGGAUUUACUUAUGACCGCCGCACCAGACAGUGUAUUGACAUUGAUGAGUGCCGGACGCUGCCAGACCCAUGCCGGGUAGCUAUGCUGUGCAUAAAUCAGAAUGGUGGAUAUCUGUGCAUCCCCCGCGGGCUCUACUCCCAGUCCUAUGCCCGGAAUGGUCAACGCUUGUACCCUGAAACGUCCUAUUCUGAAGAGCCCUACCCUGACAGAUCGCUGGGAUAUCAAGAACAGGUUCUUCCUAAUCCUCCUCCUGCAGGAGCUGGCCCAAGCUAUCCAAUAGUUAGCCGGUCCACGCCCUGUGUCCUUGGAUACACGCUUGCUGCUGAUGGCACUUGUGUUGAUGUUGAUGAAUGUGAGACAGAGUCACACCAGUGUAACCCAACUCAGGUGUGUAUAAACACAGCCGGUGGAUAUACCUGCUCGUGUACUGAGGGCUACUGGCUGGUGGGAGGACAAUGCCAAGACGUUGAUGAGUGUCGCUAUGGCUACUGCGAGCAGCUUUGUGCCAACAUUCCUGGGUCGUACUCCUGUUCCUGUAGCCCUGGAUUCCUUCAGAAUACAGAUGGCAGGACAUGCCAAGAUGUGGAUGAGUGUGAAACAAACCCCUGCUCUCAUGGCUGUUUGAACACAUACGGCUCUUUCAUGUGUACCUGCGACGAGGGGUUCGAGCUCACCUCUGAUGGGACCACCUGCAACGAUCUGGACGAGUGCAGUUUCUCGGACUUCCUUUGCCAGAAUACAUGUGUGAACACGCCAGGAUCUUUCUCCUGUGUGUGUCCACCUGGAUAUUAUGUGUAUGAAGACAGAAGGAGCUGUGAAGACCUCAAUGAAUGUGAGUCUGGUAACAACACCUGUACAACAGCACAAGUGUGUUUCAAUUUCCAGGGAGGUUACACAUGUCUGGACCCCCUUACAUGUGAGCCACCUUACAUUGAAGUCAGUGACAAUCAGUGCAUGUGCUCUGCUGAGAUCCCUGCCUGUCGGGAAAGACCCUUCACUAUCCUGUACAGACAUAUGGAUUUGUCUUCUGGCCGCAGUGUUCCUGCCGAUGUAUUUCAGAUGCAGGCCACCACGCGUUAUCCUGGAGCAUUUUACAUUUUUCAGAUCAAGUCUGGCAACGAGGGGCAAAAUUUUCAUAUGCGGCAAACAAGUAAUGUAAGUGCAACAUUGGUUUUGGCCCGACCCAUUAAAGGACCAAAAACGGUUGUUCUAGACCUAGAGAUGGUUACAGUUAACAACGUCAUCCACUUUCGAGGCAGUUCCAUCAUCCGCCUCACAAUAUUUGUCUCCGAACAUCCAUUCUGAGGCUUUACAAAUGAACCUUUCACCUUUCAUGGCCCCUUACCUCCAUCAUGGACCUCCUGUUACUGCACUACCCAUCAGGCAGCUGCAUUUCUCUUUUUUUUUUUGUUUUUUGUCAUCACCCUAUCUGCUUGUCUAGAGGGCUGCGGAGGUUGUGCUCAUCUUUGAUAUUUCAUAAUGCAGGUUUUUGAUGAGGCCGCCUGGCUGUUAUCCACAUGUACCCAUAAAAAGAAGAAUAUUUAUGUUGUGUUUCUUUGAUCUUGAGUGAGUUUGUAUGUUCUAUUGUGUUUUUGUUCCCAAAUGCAACCAUGAAAUUGGAAAUCCUGGAAAUUGGAGCUUUCAUUCUUUGAAGCUGGAUUUGUUUGUCAACUCUUAGUGGCACUUGUGUCACAUUUUCUCACUCUGAAUGUGAGAUUUUGUGUGGCGCUUUGAUUUGUUGUUGACCUUUGAAGACUCCAAAGAGUGAAGCUUGCAAGUGCUACAAAAACAUGUUUUAAAGAUGUUCUAAAUAACUAUGACAGGAGCUCACUUGCAGCAAACCCUUAGCAACCGUUAUGUAUGGAUGGUGUUUUUGUUUUUUUUAGGGAUGUCCUGCAUCUUUUUUCUGGCUAAAAGUGUCUUGUCUUGUUAUUGCAUCUCUGCACAAUUUCCUCAGUUGUGUAUCUGUUUUUAUAAGACCACUGAAGAGAGCCUGGUGAAUCAAUAAACAAAUUUGU